This is a messenger RNA of Somion occarium, 4071 nucleotides long. Lineage: Eukaryota; Fungi; Basidiomycota; Agaricomycetes; Polyporales; Cerrenaceae. The record is from the annotation of a GenBank genome assembly.
ACACGCAGAAGCCACCAACGUACGGGCUUCACGUUCAUGCGUUAUGUCACUGUUACAUAUGUUUUCCAUGCUCACACAGUUGUUCAGCGUGUAGUCUUGAAACAGGGCGUUUGCAGUCGUAGAUUCCGGUCUUCGACCUUUCCUGCCUUUGUGACAUUGUUUGUCAGGACCGUUGACAUGGUGUUUGGAUUCUUAUGCACGUAAAGCGGGCUGCGUCCAUUCUGGAAUGUUAAGAUUAAGACGGUUAAUCGCCAGAUGACAUUGACUGUCAUCGAAUGCACUUUCUCCAUAUUCCCUGUAUAGGUUUCCGGCGGUCUUCGCUUCCUCUCCUUUGCUGGGAAGUCCUUAUGUCAGUAGCCAAACUAUUGCCGACACUUUGGCAGAGAGCUCUGUUCUCUAACCUAUCUAGAGAUCAGAUUGAUCUUCAAAGUAACGGGCGGGCGCAUAAAACAUUCGACCUUAACCCGAGGGUCCCUUCAUUCUCGGUCGCAAUCCAAUGAUACACGGGUUAUCAUCGGUAGAAAGUCUGCGAAACCCCAUCCUCAGAAGUUCAACCCUACUGUAGUCACGGCAAACGAACAACAACCCGGGACGCCCUGACAAGCCUUACUCAUUAGCACAACUUUCCGACAAAGAUAACUCCCUCAGUGACUCCUCUCUCCCUUGUCAUCUCUUCUAAAGUUCUCCGAGAUCAAGUAGAAUCGGACGAAGCUUCACACAAGACGCCGGGUCAUACCAGGUACCGACAGCCUGUUCGGCGUUGGUUUCGUUACUAUCUUAGGCAUAUGGAGGCUUAUCGAUAUCACUAAGCUCAAAUGUAGUCAAUGCGGGACGCUUGGUGGUUGCACAUGAACAGGGACACCCACUUUCAUUAAGCGGGCCGCUCUCGAUCUUACUGGGGAGGGGAUCUCCGGGAUUUGCUGCAAAGUUAUUGGUCGUAACUUUGAACAGUCAGAGAGCCAAGAGAUGUACCCCCCUCACGGUUACUAUUGCCUGUACUCGGUCUACCGGUCGGCGUUUGGCCUAACAGAUCCCAAUAUCUCUGAAGAGACCGGGAACGACUUACUCUAAGAAGUCGCCGUAGACCGGUGUAUCUGGUAUUGAUCGCCUCACAUCGUUGCAGUCCGCAUCAGCCAGUAAACGUACGGCGCUCUCAUGGGGGCGCCGCCCGGUUACCUGCAAGGUUGCUGGUGUAGGCAAGCAACUCUGUGUUCGUAUUCAUAUCUGGGAACGGAGAACUGUGAUCUUGAAGCAUUGCCGCUACUCUGUUACCUGGUUGAGCGGCCGGUUUCGGGCCAAUAGGAUACUAUUUCUAACAUCGGCGUAAUUUUAAGGUUCUGUGCUUGCGACCUACGGACCCAUCUCUGGAGGCGUCGGUGUGCUUUCGAGCGCAAUCUCUCUUACGUAACAGUAGCUGACAUCGUGAUUUGAACUGCAUAGUUCAUCCUUUGACCAUGGACACCUUCCUUGGCAAAAAUACAAGCAGUUUGUCGCCGAUAUUCCUCGAGACUUUCUUCUCGUUCCUUGGGUAUUUGGCUACCCCGAUCAGUCGGUGCUGUUGAGAUGGCCAUCGCAACCGUCAGGAAUGCGCCGGCUUCAAUAGCGCAUACCAAUGACAAUCAUUCUGAUGUUCCCUUGACACCGAAAACAUCUGUUUAUCACGAAGUACAUUCUCAAGCACAUCGAGGGGUAACUCAACGGUCUACAUGCAUGACGGUGAAUCUGGCACCGUUUCUAAACUGUGACGCUUUCCAAUCAAGGUGAUGUGUUUUCAUUACACAAGUCUUCUCCCAAAGACGUCAACACGUCAAACUGUCAUCCUGACAUCAAUGAGCACAGGAUGCUGCAUUAUCUACUUGGUUUCCUCGUUACUUCGAUAUUUUGUUGGACGAGCUUCGUUGAGAUUCGUAGAGGUCGUUCAUCGGCAUAAUUAGUGACCAUGAAGGUCGAUAAUUCUGGUUAUUUUUCAACAUGGGCGGAACGAUACAACAACCACUGAUGACAGCUCCCCGGCGAAAUCGCUGCUAUCAAUCGCGUACCUUAAUAAGCCUCCAAGGGUAUAAUAACGAGACUUGAUCUUAGUCCUGGUCUAGCUAGACGAUCUCCGUUCACGCAACAUCCUCACUACUACUGAUAUUUUCACCCCCAGAAAUGACUCCUUCUAAUGUUCUACAAGCUACAGUCGGAUAUGGGUUGCUCGUGCAUCAAGUCUAUAGGAAAACCGAAUCAUCAAAUUUCAUCCUCGCUGUGUCACUCUUUGCGCUCCUACCCUUGUACAUUUCUUCGCUCCUGACACUGGAUUACCCCCCUCUUGUGGCGAUAUUGAUUACCUACACAUUUUUUCUGACAACGUUAAUACUUUCAAUUGUCUGCUAUCGUGUCUCACCCUUCCAUCCACUUGGACGAUACCCCGGGCCUCUAGCCUGCAAGAUCACCAGGCUUUGGCUAUUCAAAUUCUCAAGGCGUGGACAACAGCAUCUUUACAUCCGAAGCUUGCAUGACCGCUAUGGUGAUGUGGUCCGGAUAGGCCCCAAUGAACUAUGCAUUUGCGAUUCGACUGCGAUUGCUCCUAUGAUGGGCCAGGCUGGGCUUCCGAAAGGUCCUAACUGGACUGGGCGAUCUAUGGAUCCUCCCAUUCCCGCCCUUUCUGCAAUUCGCGAUCCAGUUCUGCAUGGUCAACGACGAAAGCCAUGGAAUCGCGGUAUGAGCGUUUCUGCUCUAAGAGAAUACGAAUCUAUCGUCGCCAAGCGUGCCGUCCAGUUCAUCAAUGUCAUGGAACAGCAAAAGGGAACGCCGAAUUUGGCUCACUGGCUUGCCUGCUUCUCGUAUGACCUGAUUAACGACAUAGCCUUUGGAGGUGGCUCAGAACUACUGAGAGAGGGUGAUACUGAUGGAAUACUUCAUACUAUAGAGCAAGGCAUGAGGAAGGGUUUCAUUUUCGAACAUCUCCCGUGGCUGGCUGGCUACGCUUAUAAGAUCCCUGUCAUUGGUCGUGCCACAAGGACCGUCCGAGAGACUGGUCGACGGAAAGCUCAACAUAGAACCAAGAAUGGUUCAACUGUUAAGGAUCUCUUUUACUAUCUGAAUAAUGAGGAUGGAGUAGAGAAGACGCAGCCAAACCCGGACCAAGUGGCCUCCGACGGUUCACUAGCCGUCAUAGCCGGUGCAGACACAACUGCAGCUACCCUGUGCAAUGCGCUGUAUUUUCUGAUGCGAAACCCGGAAUGCUACGACCGACUUCAAGAAGAGGUUGAUAAGUUCUAUCCAAUUGGGGAGAAUGCGCUGGACCCCAAAUAUUACAGCAAGAUGCCGUAUCUGGAGGCGGUAAUCAAUGAGACAAUGAGGCUAUAUCCAGGCGCACUCAGCGGAAGCCAACGUGCUCCGAUGAAGGGAUCUGGUGGAAAGGCGAUUGGACCAUAUUUCAUACCCGAGGGAAACCAAGUUCGGGUUCAUACCUAUACUAUUCAACGCUGCUCGCGUUACUUCUCGCACCCAGAUACAUUCUGGCCGGAACGCUGGCUCAUCGUGGGCGGGCUUCAAGCUGCUCCGAAUCCAAAGGAAUUCGUACACAACAGCGACGCGUUCAUUCCCUUUUCCUAUGGCCCCGCGAAUUGCGUUGGGAAGAAUCUUGCCAUGCAAGAAAUGCGUAUGGUGCUUUGCCAUUUCAUGCAACGCUUGCGAGUUCGCUUUGCUCCUGGUUGGAACGUGGAUGAAUGGGAGCGUAACUUGCAUGAUUUCUUUAUCUUGCUGACGGGAGAGUUGCCUGUCAUUGUUGAACCACGUUGCGAUCGAGAAACCUAGGUUGCACUAUAUAUUGUUUCACUCCCUACUGGUAAGCUUAUUCAUAGGUGUAACUCAAGAAAACUCAUACUGUUCGAAGCGUUCGGGCACAUUUUCCCCUUCAUUCUGUAUUUUUACGAUACUCACAUUAAUCUUCUUACAAUGAUAGUCUCUUGAGAGGCAUUAUGACAUGCAUCAUAACACAACUUUCCUUAGAUACUACUGUUAUAACAAGAUCUACGUCAUUCACAAAUAAAAGGACUCCAACCACAGCGGAAGAAUUCCAGACCC